CACCGGAAGUUGGGGAGGGGGCGGAAGCGACGGCGGCGUCCGGAGGGUGUGUGAGGGGAAUGCUGCUGCUGCCGGCGGCGGCGGCGAGGCCAGGCUCGGGAUGAGCUGGAAGGCGCGCCGGAGCGCCACCCCAGAGCGGCCGCCUCCUCGGGACGCGGACCGAGCGACGACGACCCCGUCUCCCCCAUCUCCCCCUCCGUCGCCGAAGCCGCCCCCGGCCUCCGCCUCUUCCUCCGCCGUGUCGGUCUCGGUGCCCGGGGGCGGCUUGUUCCCCUGGCUGCGUGAACGGCGGUUGGGCCGGGGGGGUUGGUUCGUGGAGCCGGCCAGGGACACGUUCCGGGCCAUGACCGGGCUCUACGGCGCCAUCCAGCCGGCCGACUCGGUGUCGCCCAUCACCCGCACGCACGGAGCCGUCUUCAACCUGGAAUACUCGCCCGGCGGGUCAGUGUUGACUGUUGCUUGUGAGCAAACAGAAGUCCUGCUUUUUGAUCCCAUAUCUUCAAAGCACAUCAAAACUCUAUCAGACGCUCAUGAGGAUUGUGUAAAUAAUAUCAGGUUUCUCGAUAACAGGCUGUUUGCCACUUGCUCCGAUGACACUACAAUCGCACUUUGGGAUCUGAGGAAGUUGGAUACCAAAGUGUGCACUUUGCAUGGUCACACCAGCUGGGUCAAGAACAUCGAAUACGACACGAACACAAGGUUGCUGGUAACUUCAGGGUUCGAUGGAAAUGUUAUAAUUUGGGACACCAAUAGGUGCACGGAAGAUGGCUGUCCUCACAAGAAGUUCUUUCAUACCCGAUUUCUCAUGCGUAUGAGGUUGACCCCAGACUGUUCCAAAAUGUUGAUCUCGACCUCUUCUGGCUAUCUUCUAAUUUUGCACGAUCUUGACCUAACCAAAUCUUUAGAGGUGGUCAGCUAUCCCAUUUUGAGAGCCAGAAGAACGACAUCCAGUUCAGAUCUGGCGUCUUCCACCUCUUCCGGGCCAAGAAGCGCUGGAUCUCCCUGUCAGCAGAGUGACUCAAGCCCACUGUCCGAAAAACACAUGGUGCGAGCCACCCAGCGAGAAGGUGGAUCGCCACGCAAUAGCCUCGAGGUUUUAACCCCAGAAGUUCCUGGUGAGAGGGAUCGGGGGAACUGCAUUACAUCUCUGCAGCUCCACCCCAAAGGAUGGGCAACGCUUCUUCGGUGCUCAAGUAACACCGAUGACCAAGAGUGGACGUGCGUCUAUGAAUUCCAAGAAGGCACACCCGUGCGGCCGGUCUCUCCUCGCUGCUCCCUCCGAUUGACUCAUUGCAUCGAGGAAGCCAACGUUGGCCGAGGCUACAUUAAAGAACUCUGCUUCAGUCCCGACGGCCGAAUGAUCGCCUCUCCGCAUGGCUACGGAAUCCGCUUGCUGGGCUUUGACACCCAGUGCAGUGAACUGGUUGACUGCUUGCCCAAAGAAGCGGCCCCCUUGCAAGAGAUCCGCUCGCUCUAUUCUCACAAUGACGUGGUCCUGACCACCAAGUUCUCUCCGACUCACUGUCAGAUCGCCUCUGGGUGCCUUAGUGGUCGCGUUUCUUUGUAUCAGCCAAAGUUCUAGGCGUCUCUUGCCUCAAAAGGAACAUCCGAUGUUUUGUUUUUUUUCAUUACUUCAAUUUAGUUGAAGUGUUCUUUUUUACAUAAAAAAAAAUCCUGUAAAUUUUGGACAACUACGAAGUUUCUCUUACCUCUGGACUGAACAGCGAUACAAGCUCAGUUCAGCCAUGGGAGUGCGUUCCUGUCUUUUGAUAAUGUAAUUGCGCAUCAAAGCAGCUGUGCGUCCGUCCUUUCUGCCCUUCCUGGUCCCGUUGUUUGGAUGUGGCACAGCGGCACACACAAGUCUUUCCACGUGACUGGCGGAUGGUUUGAGCGGAGGAGGGGAUGCUCGGCCAAACCACAUUUGCUUCCUUGCCCCCAAAGGAAUCGGACUUUGGUCCUUUGGCUGCUUCAAUUUUUCUGGAUUUUACAAUGGUUUUAUUUUUCCUACUCUUUCUAAGUAAUAGAGGACUUUUUGUCUUACACACUAGACUAGCCACUGCCAGCAAGCGCGUAACUUUCUUUGUGAGCACUGUUACUACUUUUCCGUAUUGUUUUGCUGUCGUCCGAUCGGUUGGCUGGUGUGUUUUUGAAGAUUACAUGCGACUGACUGCUCUCCCCCACCCCCCCUUGUCUAAAAACCCAGAUGGAAAGCACAGCUGCUUUUUCUGGGUUCAUUAGAGGAAAAAAAAGUUUAUCAAGGUGAAUAGCUUAAUAUUUUGUCUUCACGAAUCCUGUAAAAUAGCACCUUCUGGAGCACAGAAGGAAGUAUUUUGUUGCUCACUAUAUGCACCCAGAUUCUGAGGAUGCAGUCCUUGCAUCAGCCUCAUUUACAUCAAGGCAAGGAUGGGGAGCAAGAAUUCUUGGCACGCCUCACAUUGAUAUAAAUGAUGUUUGCAUGUGCCCCGAGUCUUCGGAUGGGUCUCGACAUUGUGGAAGGUUGAGGUUGAAUAAAACCUUUUUAAAAUCUCCACUAAA
Messenger RNA from Sphaerodactylus townsendi, 2535 nucleotides. RefSeq names its product DDB1 and CUL4 associated factor 10 (gene DCAF10). NCBI's taxonomy places the organism in Eukaryota, Metazoa, Chordata, Lepidosauria, Squamata, Sphaerodactylidae. Bases 101 to 1582 code for a protein of 493 amino acids. Gene Ontology annotation, cellular component: Cul4-RING E3 ubiquitin ligase complex. The transcript has 7 exons. Gene Ontology annotation, molecular function: protein binding. The record is from RefSeq and is a predicted model, not a curated record.